Messenger RNA from Talpa occidentalis (Iberian mole), 939 nucleotides. Its product is annotated as olfactory receptor 8D4-like. The transcript has a single exon. Gene Ontology annotation, molecular function: G protein-coupled receptor activity; odorant binding; olfactory receptor activity. Gene Ontology annotation, cellular component: membrane. Gene Ontology annotation, biological process: G protein-coupled receptor signaling pathway; sensory perception of smell. The record is from RefSeq and is a predicted model, not a curated record. Lineage: Eukaryota; Metazoa; Chordata; Mammalia; Eulipotyphla; Talpidae. Bases 1 to 939 code for a protein of 312 amino acids.
AUGGGGAUAAGAAAUCAGUCCACAGUGACUGAGUUUUUUCUUUCAGGAUUAACUGACCAACCAGAGCUUCAGCUGCCCCUUUUCUUCCUCUUCUUAGGGAUUUAUAUAGUUACAGUAGUGGGGAAUCUCGGCAUGAUCUCCAUAAUUGGGUUGAGUUCUCAACUUCACAUUCCCAUGUACUAUUUCCUCAGUAGUUUGUCUUUUUUAGAUUUCUGCUAUUCUACUGUCAUUGUCCCCAAAAUGCUGGUAGGGUUUUUAAGCAGAGAUAAAGCAAUCUCCUAUUCUGAAUGUAUGACUCAGUUGUUCUUUUUCUGUAUUUUUGUCAUUUCUGAGUGCUACAUGUUGGCAGCAAUGGCCUAUGAUCGCUAUGUCGCCAUCUGCAGCCCCCUGCUCUACAAUGUCAUCAUGUCCCCGCGGGUCUGUUCUCUGCUGGUGGCUGCUGUCUUCUCAGUAGGCUUCACUGAUGCCAUGAUUCAUGGGGGUUGUAUAUUACGAUUGGACUUCUGUAGCUCCAAUGUCAUUCAACAUUAUUUCUGUGACAUCGUUCCUCUUAUUAAACUCUCCUGUUCCAGCACGUAUAUAGAUGAACUUUUGAUUUUUGUCAUUGGUGGAUUUAACAUGGUAACAACCAGUGUGACAAUCAUCAUUUCAUAUGCUUUCAUCCUCUCCAGCAUCCUCCGCAUCCCAUCUAAAGAGGGCAGGUCCAAAGCUUUCAGCACCUGCAGCUCUCACUUGACAGCUGUUCUUAUAUUUUAUGGAUCUCUCAUGUCCAUGUAUCUCAAACCUACUUCCAGCAGUUCAGCCAUCCAAGAGAAAGUCACCUCUGUAUUUUACACCACCGUGAUUCCCAUGUUGAAUCCCCUAAUAUAUAGCCUCAGGAACAAGGAAGUGAAAAGUGCCUUGAUGAAACUUUUAGAAAGAAAAAUAUCUUCAAAUUAA